Messenger RNA from Cricetulus griseus (Chinese hamster), 1144 nucleotides. Lineage: Eukaryota; Metazoa; Chordata; Mammalia; Rodentia; Cricetidae. The record is from RefSeq and is a predicted model, not a curated record.
GGGCGCUGGGGCACCGUGUGUGAUGACGGAUGGGACCUUCGGGAUGCUGCAGUGGCCUGCCGGGUGUUGGGCUGCGGAGGGGCGCUGGCCGCCCCCGGGGGUGCCUUCUUCGGGGAGGGCACCGGGCCGGUGUGGCUCAGUGAGCUGGCCUGCCGGGGCAGCGAGGGACAGCUGGGUAUCUGUCCCCACCGGGGCUGGAAGGCCCAUAUCUGCUCUCAUGAGGAGGACGCAGGCGUGGUCUGUGUAGGUCAGCGUGCAGCUAACUCUAGAGAAGAUUCAACGUCCCUGUUGGAUGGAGACCUGUGGCCGCCGCUGUCUGGGGAGCUGAGCCCCAGCUCAGAGGAGCCCCCCGUGACUCACACUCCCCAGCCAGCAGCGAGCUCCCAGAAUGGCUCCCGCAAGAAGAACCCCCGUCCACCCAAGCAGGCCAAGUCUACCCGGGCCCCUGUACUGACAAAUGGAGCUCCCCGCCAAGCCCUGCAGCCGGCCGCUUCGGCUGGGGCGCUGGCCCCAUCUGGCUGGAUGAUGUAGGUUGUGUGGGGACGGAGGCUUCGCUCUCAGAAUGCCCUGCUGCUCCGUGGGGGAAACACAAUUGUGCCCACAAUGAGGAUGUCGGGGUCACCUGCACUGGGACCCCUGGCCUGGAUACCAUCUCAGACCCCUUCAGUUGGACCUGGCUCCCUGGGCUGGGUAGAGAUCAGGAUGCCUGGCUUCCAGGAGAGCUGGCCACCAAGCCCUCCCCCAGCCUCCCCUCCCGUGGGCUAGACAAAACCACAAAGUCUCCAGGGAAGACACCCAAGAGUACUAAGAAGUGGGUGACUAAAAACGCAAAAAGACCAACCACUCAACCUCCUGGGAUACCAACCACUAAACGCUCCAAGGUCCCAGGCACCCCAAGCACCCUAAAUCUAACCCCACAUACAUGGCCCUGGGACCGGGCCCAUCUGGUUGGAUGACAUGGGCUGUAAGGGGAGUGAGACCUCACUGAGUGACUGCCCCUCGGGGACAUGGGGGAAGCACAAUUGUGACCAUGAGGAAGACGUGGUGCUCUCCUGCACUGGCUACACGGAUGACGACGAUUAUCCCUCCUGGACUUGGGACCCCACUUCAGGAGAGGACCUGACCAAAGGGGCCACUGUGGCAG